Penicillium coprophilum is the source of this 672-nucleotide messenger RNA. RefSeq names its product superoxide dismutase sodB (gene sod2). The transcript is spliced from 5 exons. NCBI's taxonomy places the organism in Eukaryota, Fungi, Ascomycota, Eurotiomycetes, Eurotiales, Aspergillaceae. Gene Ontology annotation, cellular component: mitochondrion. Bases 1 to 672 code for a protein of 223 amino acids. Gene Ontology annotation, biological process: superoxide metabolic process. The record is from RefSeq and is a predicted model, not a curated record. Gene Ontology annotation, molecular function: superoxide dismutase activity; metal ion binding.
AUGGCUGCUCUCCUUAACAACUCGGCCCGCGUUGCCCUUCGCUCGGGUGCUUCGGCUACCUCCAAGGCCGGAGCUGCGGGCUUGACCUUUGCCCGCGGCAAAGCCACCCUUCCCGACCUUUCCUACGAUUAUGGCGCCCUUGAGCCCUCCAUUUCCGGCAAGAUCAUGGAGCUUCACCACAAGAACCACCACAACACCUAUGUGACCAGCUACAACAACGCCAUGGAGCAGCUGCAGGAGGCUCAAGCCAAAGGCAACAUCGCUGCUCAGAUCGCUCUCAAGCCUGCUAUCAACUUCCACGGUGGUGGCCACCUCAACCACUCCCUCUUCUGGGAGAACCUCGCCCCCAAGAGUGCCGGUGGCGGUGAGCCCCCUCCGGCCAUUGACACUACCUACGGUAGCUUCGGCGAGUUCCAGUCCAAGAUGAAUGCUGCUCUUGCCGGCAUCCAGGGCAGUGGCUGGGCUUGGCUCGUGAAGGACAAGCAGACUGGACAGAUCGGCAUCCGCACCUAUGCCAACCAGGACCCUGUCGUCGGCCAAUUCGAGCCUCUGCUCGGUAUUGACGCUUGGGAGCACGCUUACUACCUCCAAUACCAGAACCGCAAGGUUGAGUACUUCUCCGCCAUCUGGGAUGUCAUCAACUGGAAGACUGUUGAGAAGCGUUUUGCUUAA